AUGAACAGAUUUCGAAAGUGGUUUCACAAACCUAAGAAAUCGGACCAACAAUUGCUUGCCCAGUUCUACUGUGCUGAUGAAGAGCUGAGCAAAGUGGCUGCCAAGCUCAACAGCCUGAAUGGCAAGAACGAACCCCAACGCUGUGCCCUGCUGGUCAGCCAGUUCCGCUCAUGCCAGGACAAUGUGCUGAGCAUCCUCAACCAGAUCAUGAAUGAGUGUAUCCCAGGCGAGAGAGCCAACCGAGACUUCUAUGUCAAGUUCCCAGAGGAGAUCCAACAAGAGAACCUGGAAGGCCAGCUGUGGUUUGGAGCUGAGUGUUUGGCUGCUGGCUCCAUCAUCAUGAACCAGGAGGCUGAGAGCGAGGCAAUGCGUCCCCUAGCAAAGGAACUGACUCGCUGCAUAGAUGAAGUACGGAACAUCGCCCGUGACCAGGCUCUUCGCAAUCGGAACAUCUAUACAGAGCUACUGUGCCAGGCCUUGAGAAAAUUUGACAACCUGUUUGCAGGUUUCGAGUUCAGCUAUGUUUCAGCCAUGGUACCAGUCAAGUCCUUUAAACAGUAUGACAUCCAACAGGAUGUCACUGUGCUGUUCUGUGAGACAGUGUCCAGGGCACUAAAACGGGGAUAUAUCACUCAAGACAUGAUCGAUGACUAUGAGCCUGCACUCAUGUUUACAAUCCCACGAUUAGCUAUAGUGUGUGGUCUAAUGGUGUUUCCUGAUGGCCCCAUGAAGCUGGAUGGUGAGUUGGAGGACAUGUCUGAGUUAUUCAGGCCCUUCCACUCUUUACUGAAGAAAAUUAGGAAUCUCCUGCGCACGCUCAAGGAAGAAGAGCUUCAUUCGUUGGAACGCAACCUCUGUGUCACUCAUGAAGAGGGUUUGGUUGCCCGCCGCUGUUCUUCAGCCAUACCACAUUCAGCCAUCACUCUGGCCCAGCAACUGGAGCAUACCAUGCAUGGGAAGCAGGGGGCAAAGUCCCAGUCAAAUGUUCCUCCUCAGGCAUGUGUUGUGAUGGAGGAGGACAAGGAGGACAACCCUUCCCUCCUGCAAGCUGAACCUGGCCGUUUAGAGUGGGACCCAGAGAUUGAGCUGUCAUCCUCCAUGCAGGCUGACAUCACAGAGAUGGAGCUGCUCAGCAUGAUGUUCUACCAGGCGGGAGAUGAGAUGUCCAGCUUUCUGUCCCCAACAUCUAGCCAGACUUCAUCUCCUUACCCCCAGAGGAGGGGGGCUGCCAGCCUCACCCCCAGCCCCAUGGCCUCUCCUCUCAGGCUCCGCAGGGCUGGGAGCAGAGUGUCGUCUGGUGGUUGGUCAUCUGGUGGGUCAAGUGUAGACAAAGAGGAGAGUGUCUUCUACAUGGAUGACUUGGACGGGACACAGAAGCAAGGCUAUUCCCUUCCUAACUCCCCAUAUCUGAAUAUGAGGCGGAACAUGUCUUGCCCUUCUUCACAGUGGACCAGCUUGUCCAGGAAGUGUGCGGAGGCAGCCCUCCAGCGCAGCAAGAACUGGCCCAGCAGUAGCAGGCUCUCGAACCCAGACCCUGGGGCUCUCUCUGUCCCCCCCAUCUACCUGAAUGGGGAGGGGUUGAGCCAGAAUGUGAGCCAGGAUGUUUUAGAGAUGGCAGAGCUGAUUGUACUGAGGAUGAAGGGGAUGAAACUCUCUGCAACUGUGAUCAAUCCCCCAUCUCCCAACCUGUCUACCUGGACUGAAAAGGUGAAAGAGGAAAAAGAUGACGAUGAAGAUGACGACGAAGAGGAUUCACAGCUGCAGUCUCUGAAUGAAGGGGCCACAUACUGCCAGAUCAGCCCCUGUAUCUGCCUCCAGUGCCCCAGUCUGCAUAUAUUCCCACCAGACCAUGACACCUAUGGCUGCCUGACUCCCCAAACCCAAGGUCCCCCCUUAUCUGCUGUUAGAAGCCCAGCUCUGAGCCCCAGGGGACAGGGGAAUGAGAGGAGCCAUGUGCUGGGCCCACGGUUCUCUUCACUACGGGCCAAGGGUCAACAGAGAGAUGGUGUUCCAGCAUCUGUUGCCUGCCCCAGCCUGACCCAGUGGAGAACCAAUGGAGAUGGGAAGGCUGAACAGAGAGUGGUAGAGGCAGAGCCAGAGGAAUACACCCUGUCUCAGUUCAGCUAUCAACCCAGCAGUAAUAACACAGAGGGGUUUGAGCAUCCUGACAUCCAGUUGGCCUGCCACAAUAUCCGAUCCCGUUUCAAUAGCAGCGGUGACCUCCUUCACCGUCUGUUUGUGUGCAUCUCAGGUGUUGCAGACCAGCUACAAAGCAACUACUCUAGUGACCUAAGAACCAUAUUGAAGACACUCUUCCAGAUAAUGACGACUAAGACAGUUCUUGCAGAAGAAGACAAGCAAAGGAAAGCAUCCUUAGGCCUGAGUAACAAGGCUCUGGAAGACUGUGCCUUGUGUAUGGAGUGGCUGUCCUCCUCCCCAUCGAUGGAGCAAGAUGUCCAAUCGCUCCCAAACUGGGUUCCUGAUGAGGCCUGUAGUGUCUGCACAGCAUGUAACGCCCCCUUCACCUUAAUACGCAAGAAGCACCACUGCAGGAGCUGUGGCAAGAUCUUCUGUUCUCGCUGCUCUGCCCGCUCAGCGCCUCUACCGCGGUACGGCCAGGUCAAGGCUGUGAGGGUAUGCACCCACUGCUACAUGUUUCACGUCACGCCAUUCUGCCCCUGGAACAGCAACUGACUCAACCCUGGCCCUUAUUAUUCUAUCAA
Salvelinus namaycush (lake trout) is the source of this 2723-nucleotide messenger RNA. RefSeq names its product lateral signaling target protein 2 homolog. Gene Ontology annotation, biological process: negative regulation of epidermal growth factor-activated receptor activity. Gene Ontology annotation, molecular function: metal ion binding. The record is from RefSeq and is a predicted model, not a curated record. Lineage: Eukaryota; Metazoa; Chordata; Actinopteri; Salmoniformes; Salmonidae. Gene Ontology annotation, cellular component: early endosome membrane. The transcript is spliced from 13 exons. The coding region runs from base 1 to 2694 and encodes 897 amino acids.